Blepharisma stoltei is the source of this 998-nucleotide messenger RNA. The record is from the annotation of a GenBank genome assembly. NCBI's taxonomy places the organism in Eukaryota, Ciliophora, Heterotrichea, Heterotrichida, Blepharismidae.
AUGUUUGCAGUGGUCACAAUAGAGCCAGAUGUAGAAAGGAAAAUCCUGACAAAGCAUGUUUCUAAAGGAAUCAUAAAAAAGAAUUUUUAUAUUGAUUUACAACAAAAAAAGAAAAUAAAUAGUCGAAUCCUAAAAUCAAGUGAAAUUGAAAAAUUCAAUCGAACUGAGAACGAUAAAUUCGAUAUGAUUCGUAAAAACAUCCCAAAAUCAGAAUUUAUGAAGCAAAGAUUCUCAUUAAGGAAUGAUAUGAAUUUGACAACUGAAAAAGUAAAAAAAAGCUGCAAUUUUAUAUUGAUGAAUGAUACAAUUUCAAUGAAAAAGCAAGAAAUAAGCUUAGAUAUCCACAGGGUUGGAGUCAAGAAAUGAACUUUUCCAAAAAACGCGUUUAUAAAGAAAAGAAACGAAGAAAUAAAGAAUGUUUCUGGGCUGAAAAUAGAAGCUAUAUAGUCCAGGAGCGAUUUUUGAUCACCCUGGGCUAAGAUAGGGCUCAGAAACUCCCUAAGUUGGUUUUGCAACCUAAGUUGACAAACCAACUCGGGGAGUUGACAAAUGCCUCUUAUAAAGUUUUUUUUUCCCCGAGUUGGUUUGUCAACUUGAGUUGCAAAACAACUCGGGGAGUUUCUGAGCCUUAUCCUAGCCCAGGGUGAUCAAAAAUCGCUCCUGGGCUAUAUCCUAUAGCUAUGAGGAGAAUUUAAGGCCAGCAACCGCUGUCAAAAGAAGUGAAAGUGUCAAAAAAAAAAUCUAAAUUUAAGCACAAUAUAUAGGCCAAAUAAUAUUAUUUAUAAUAAAAAAACAGUUCUAUUUCCAAUGUUUCUAAAUCACCACCAAAAAUAAAAACCCGAAAGCCAUCAUUGGCUUCUCCUGGACUGCUUAUGACUCAAAGAGUCCAAAGUCCAACAAAACCUCAGUAUAAUAUUGAGUAUAGACGAAAUCAUACUACAGAUCUCAGUGGCCAAGAUAUUUGUGGGUGGGAUCUUGACUAUUCAGACUUAAUCUAA